This is a messenger RNA of Diorhabda carinulata, 2092 nucleotides long. RefSeq lists its product as uncharacterized. The record is from RefSeq and is a predicted model, not a curated record. The coding region runs from base 786 to 2051 and encodes 421 amino acids. The transcript has 6 exons. Lineage: Eukaryota; Metazoa; Arthropoda; Insecta; Coleoptera; Chrysomelidae.
UUACACUGUCUGACGUGUAAAUUUUACCUUCAAUCUCUGAAGACGAUUACUUGAAUAUCGAAAUGCAGGUUAUACAGUUUAAUUGUGAGCGUGUGAGUCGGUAUAUCACCAUCGUUUUCAGAAACUAAGCCUACAAUUUUUGAUUAAUGAAUUUAUCCCAUUUAGCUGUUCCACACUGUAUGUAGUACGACUUAUUUUAUUUUUAUAUAAUAAAUUCAGAUAACCGACGUGGCAACGUAGCGACAUAACAGAUUCCAUUAGAACGCAGCGUGGAGGGGUGAAACAACUCUUGUAACUACGAGGGUGGUAAACGACCGAGGAAAACGUGGCAGCGUUCACUGAAUAUUCCGUCUGAAUCAGUCAAUUUUCCACGUUGUAACUCUAAUCAAUAAAUAUAUUUGUUUUAAAAACGAUUUAUUUUCUUCCGUUUAGAUAAUAUGAAAGAAUACUUUGAUAACAGUGACGUAUUGACAGAUGUUGAUAUUUAAACAAAAAUUAAUCGUUCUAAUCAACAAUAAUACGAGGAGAAUUAGAGAUGCGCGCGUUUGCAACUGUUACUAAUAUUUUGAUGUUGGAUUGGAUAUUGCGAAAGCUAAAAUGAAAACAAUUGAAACGACGUAUAUACUAAAAUGACAGUUACCUUGUCAAAUAACUGAAAUAAGAUUAAAUGUGUCAAAUGUUAUAAAUUUGGGAUUGGGAAGGGAAGUUACAAAGUUUUUAUAUACUUUACGUUAACGCGAAUAUUACGUGUCGGUAGUCGUUUUUUAUUUUAUUUUCUUCUUAAAAUGAACAAUACUAGAAGAAGAAUGCUCGUACAAAAAUACCGCAAUCGACCUCCAUUCGAUUUGAAAAAGAAAGAAGCCAUGAAUAGACAUUUCAGAAAAUCCUUUCAGCACGUGGAGGAAUCUUUUAAAACUAUAAUGAAUCAUUUAGACGCCAUGCAAUCCGAAUGCGCCAUAGAUAUUUUCAUCAAUAAUGAAAAUAAACCGGAUAAGAAUUUAGAACAGCAGUUAAAACCGAAAAAUAUAGCUCCGAAGAUCAUAGAAUCGUUCAGAAAAGCAACCCCGAAAAGAAUACCACUGUAUAGAAAUUCUAAACGAGUUCUAGGGAAUUUAAAAAAACACCAAAUGAAAUCGAAUUUGAAAGAUGACUUGCCGGUUGAAACGUUGUAUAAAAACGAUAAUUUAACUUUGGGAAAAAAUAUCCCGGAUCACAAAAUAAUGAAAAAUCUUUUAGAAGAUUUCAAAGAGUCUAAUAUUUCUACGAGAAUUGAUAAAUCGACCAGUACAACUGGUAUAAUUUGGCCAAUUCCUCAGUGCAACAGAAAUAAGGUCCGUUGUAAUCAAAAAGUGAAAUCGAAUAUACAGAGGAAGUUAAAAAGAAACAUGAAUUCUAAGGAACGUCUUCCGGAUAUGAGAAAAUUGAAAUCGAAUUCUAGAUACGUCAAAAGUUUCGUUGGAUCUAAAUCUUCAGUAUGUCAAAAUUUUAUCGCCGAAGGUAAAAUGAGAAAAAGCAAAGAAAAAAGUUUCGUGAAAACUCAAGUAGAAAAUUUUAAUAAAAUGUCCAAAAAAAACGAUGUAUCUAAUCAACGUAAUUUCGAAAUGAAAAACGGUUGUAAAAAUUACUUAGAAAUGAUGAAUUCCGUGAAAAAUAAACUCCCAAAGAUCCAACCAAAAACCGAAAUAUCAAUUUCAGAAAACUGCGAUUGGUCUAGUACGACAGAAAAACCUCCAGAUCGUCCUCGAGAUAUCAAAUUUCCGCGGGAAACGAAAGAUGCCAUACAAUUAAUGAUACAAGAUUCGAGGAGAUUUUUGAAAACUCCUUUGGCGAAAUAUUUAAAACAUCAAGAUUCCCUCGCUAUACAACCCGCCAUUUCGUUGAAUUAUAUGGGUAUCUAUAAAAUAAAAUCUCAACAUACUAUUUGUAAAAAAGUUGAAUCGAAUCCGGAAUCUACAGGAUGUCAUUCGAAAGAUAAUCGUCUUAAAAUGACUAAAGAUGGUUCGUUUAAGAAUAAGAAGUUUUUAUCACAGAAACCGAAAGCAACAAUAUAAAAUGUGUACUUUCAAAAUAAAUUAUCAGUAUUAAGUAAAAA